This is a messenger RNA of Ipomoea nil (Japanese morning glory), 978 nucleotides long. RefSeq lists its product as uncharacterized. The record is from RefSeq and is a predicted model, not a curated record. Lineage: Eukaryota; Viridiplantae; Streptophyta; Magnoliopsida; Solanales; Convolvulaceae. The coding region runs from base 1 to 978 and encodes 325 amino acids. The transcript has a single exon.
AUGGAUGGGAGAGGGGGGUGUUGUAUCGCGAGGUACACCGGCGGCGGAGCGGCGUACGAUACGUCGAAAGUAGGGAGGAUAAUGUUGAGAUUCCGGCCGAUCGCUCCGAAACCGGCGGCGGAUGGAUCUGUUUCCGGCGCAUCUAGUGUCGCGGAAAGUAAGGAGGUCCGUACAACGGCUGCCCGCAGAAAGCGGAGGUACGUUAGAGAUUCUGAGUCUACCGGCAAGACGGCGUCCGGUGUGAACCCUAACAGAAGGCCUUGUAAGAAGAGGAAGGCGGCGGCGGCGCCGGUGACGGAGGAGGAAAACGAGUCUAACGGUAAGACGGAGUCCGGUGGCUCAUCAUCAGUCUCCAGUGUGGAGAGAGAGCCGGUUAUCACUCUGCCUUUGCUGCCGGAGAAACCGGAACGGAAGGAAUGUCCGGCGACGGCGGCGAGGGAAUCUAAGAAGCAAGAGCCAAAGGAUCCGGUCUGGUUAAGCUUCGGUAACCAACUCCAACAACCGCGCGAUAGUCACGUGCCUAGGCACGUGCCGUACGGCGGGGGACCAGCAAACGUGCCACCGGCGACGAGAGUCGUUGGCUCGUGGGUCCAGGUGGAAGGCAUUACCGGCACGUGGAUCGACCACGGAAACUGCCUAGGCCGUACGGACCAAGACAAAAUAAUGAAUCUCGACCGCGACACGUGUCCGGGUUUCAUAUCCGACGCCCAGAACAGAGUGAGGUGGGCCAACGCCGCCUACCGGAACCUAUUGGGGCACCGCGCCACUGAAAACGGUGGCGAAGCGGCGGUGUUUGUAGCGAUGGGCGACGGCGUACGGCUACCACCACCCAGCCCGGCGGCGUUCACGUGCCGCGUGAGGGUGGUGACGCCCGCCGGCAAGGAGAAGAGCUCUAGGGUUCUCCUCUGUGAUGUGUGGAGAAUGAGCGGCGGCGGCCAUGCAUGGAGGUUAGAUACCGAGGCCGCUCUCUCCUUAUAG